AUGCCUAUACACGACCCAGUCCAUGUGCUGGACAACUACUACCUAGCCAUAACAUUCCUCAUAACAGUCGCCUACCAACUCAUUGGCUUCGCCUUCGCCUUCAGCUUCAAGUUCGACAAAUUGACCGACUUCAUGGGCGGUAGCAAUUUCGUCCUUCUGGCCAUCAUCACCCUAGCGAUGGGAGGCUCCACCAACGCCCGCCAGAUCAUCACAUCCCUGAUGAUAAUGCUCUGGGCGGCACGAUUGUCAGGGUUCCUGCUAUUCAGAAUCUUGAAGACCGGCAAAGAUGACCGCUUCGAUGACAAACGCGACAAAUUCUUCCCCUUCCUCGGAUUCUGGGUCUUUCAGAUGUUCUGGGUCUGGACCGUCUCUCUGCCCGUAACACUGUUGAACUCACCCAACAUCCUGCAAUACCGCCAACCCUCCUUCGGCAAAGCGACCGACAUCAUCGCGAUAAUCUUCUUCGUCGCUGCUUUCUCCAUGGAAGCAAUCUCGGACAUUCAGAAGUACCGCUUCAAGCAGGGACCAGGCAAGCAACCUGGCGCGGUCUGUAAUGUGGGCUUCUUCAAGUACAGCCGCCAUCCCAAUUACGCCGGCGAAAUCCUCACGCAGGUUUCGAUCUACAUGAUCGCUGUCACGCCACCAGCCUACGGAACAAUUCCCAAAGGAACAGGCGCGUACGCCGCACUCUACGCUUCAUGCGUGGGCUUCAUCUUCCUCACAGUGCUGCUCAUGUUCGUAUCCGGCUUGACGCUGCAAGAGCGGCCUGGCGCGAAGAAGCGGUACGAGAAAGUGACAGGAUGGCCGGAGUAUGAGAAGUAUCUGCAUGAUACCAGCAUUCUCAUUCCAAUGCCGCCGCAAAUUUGGAGCAGGCUGCCGGUGUUCAUUAAGAGGACAGUGGGACUUGAGUUUUCUAUCUAUGUCUUUGACCCCGCAAAGCAUGCGGACCAGGACAAGGUACAGCAGAAUCAGGCUGAGGAGGGGAGGAACCAGAGUGAGGCCGCAACGAAUGGUGACAGGCAAAGUGGCGAGCCGCUUCGCUGA
Molecule: messenger RNA, 1044 nt
Organism: Fulvia fulva
Lineage: Eukaryota; Fungi; Ascomycota; Dothideomycetes; Mycosphaerellales; Mycosphaerellaceae
Exons: 1
Coding region: 1-1044 (347 amino acids)
Cellular component (GO): membrane
Source: RefSeq, a predicted model, not a curated record